AUGCACCCCCAACCUUCAACGAUCGGCGUCGCCCUCCUUCUUUCUGCCUCUUCCGUCUUCGCUGGAAUCAUAAGGCCGCCCUCUUCCUCAACGCUCGAUAUCAUGCGCCGUGACGCCCCCGAGGAAAACUCAAUCCACAUCCUUGAUGAUCGGUCCGCGAUUCCAUCUAUAAGCGAUAAGCACCUUCCACAAUUAUAUGCUCGAGAUGACGACGACGACAAUGAUGACAAAGACAACAAUAACGACGAUGACGAUUACGAUGACGACAAUGACGACGACAGCGUGUUGGACAAGAUCAGAGAUAAAGCCAGUGACAUUGGAGACGACAUCAAGGACGGAGCGAGCGAUAUCAAGGAUGAUGUGAAAGAUGAAGUGGACGACGUGUCCGACGAUGGCGUCGGGGCUCUCCGGCCUGGAAUCAUCCUGCCGGGUUAUUUGCUGCUGUUGUGGUGGCUGUCGCGGGAAUAUAAUGUGGAACCUGCUUCAUAA
Messenger RNA from Aspergillus melleus, 489 nucleotides. RefSeq lists its product as uncharacterized. The transcript has 2 exons. NCBI's taxonomy places the organism in Eukaryota, Fungi, Ascomycota, Eurotiomycetes, Eurotiales, Aspergillaceae. Bases 1 to 489 code for a protein of 162 amino acids. The record is from RefSeq and is a predicted model, not a curated record.